Molecule: messenger RNA, 663 nt
Organism: Coniosporium apollinis CBS 100218
Lineage: Eukaryota; Fungi; Ascomycota; Dothideomycetes
Exons: 4
Coding region: 1-663 (220 amino acids)
Source: RefSeq, a predicted model, not a curated record
AUGGCCGAGAAAGACAACGGCAUGACCGUCGUGAGACCCAGUGCGAUCCUGUGGCCCGCCAUGAAGGUCGGGGCGUUCUCCGGCAAGUUGUUUCUGGCGCAUUUGGUGUCGCCUUCGGAGGAGCGACGGGAAUCGUACGCUCGACAGCACCUGGACUCUUUGCCGCCGCCGCAGGCAUUCAAUGCUGCUCGUGAUGCGCAGCUGCAUGCGAACGGUAUCCGUAACUGGUGGCUCGUAAGGCAGAAUGGAAAGCCCAGUUCACUAGCAAUCGAUGCGAAAACGACGCAAGAUCGGAUUCGCGCAAGCGCCGUUGCUGGUGCUGUAACUGGCGGAUUAGCUGGCGCAAGCCGAGGACGUGCAAAUGUGGUGCCUGGUAUCAUCAUGUUCGGGAUCUUCGGCUUUGCGGGCCAGAAGCUUUACAACCUGGCUGAUGCUAAGCGCAUCGAGGAAGAAGAAGCCAAAAUGUCCCCGGGCUACAAAAAGGACAGCUUCUGGAAAAGAGUCGCCAACUCGAAGUGGAGCCCUAUGAAGGUUCUCUCGGACGAAGAGUAUGAAGCAAUGCUCCAGGAAAAGCUUCUCAGCGUUGAGGCAGAAAUCGCCAUCAUGGAUGAUAACAUAAAAAAGCUGAGAGAAGCGGCGGGCAAAGGCAGCGACUCCAAAUAG